Messenger RNA from Camelina sativa (false flax), 719 nucleotides. RefSeq lists its product as uncharacterized. Lineage: Eukaryota; Viridiplantae; Streptophyta; Magnoliopsida; Brassicales; Brassicaceae. The record is from RefSeq and is a predicted model, not a curated record.
UGAGUAGGAGAGAACAUAACUCAAGCAAACUCAGAUUCUCUGAUGGCGAUUUAACGAAGACCGAAGACGAAGGAAGGACUGACUGAUUAAUUAAUGGACUCUCACUGUUCUCUGAGUCGACUCGUUCUGGUCACCUUCUUGGUCCUCUGCUUCUUCGCCGGAGAUUCAUCGGCGACGAGGCCUGGUUUCCUCUACACCAGACACAGAGGACGAUGCACGCCACAGUAUUGGAGCAGCGAGAGGGAAGCAUGGCCGAGGAUGGUACCGGAGAGAUCAACGGUCGAGAAAAUGUUCGGAGUGAUGGUUGCCAAAGAACGGUGGAGAUCUGAUCUGACGCUGUUGGAAUCAACGGCUAGGAACGACGAAGAAGGUAACGCAUACGAUGCGCUGCUGAAACAGGGGAUCGCAGCUCUUGUCAACUCUUACGCUAGAAAAAGUUUCUCUUAUGCGCCAUGGGAAGUGAAGACCAUGCUCAUUCAAGCCAUGGUUUCGGAGCCGGCGGCUCGCCGGCAAGCCCUACACUUCGCCGCUGCUAACGUGGCUUGUGACUAAAAAAAGUUAACGAGGAUCUAGUUGUACUUUUGUCUUCUUUAGAUUCGAAUCUAAGCUUCUUGUCGUGUCUAAGUUUGAAUGUUUGAUUCUGAUUUCUGACUCAAAACAAAUUAUUAGCUUUCUCUAUGUAAUGAUUGAUGAUGGUUCAACUUAUGUUUGCAGCUUAA